Colletotrichum chrysophilum is the source of this 636-nucleotide messenger RNA. RefSeq lists its product as uncharacterized. Bases 1 to 636 code for a protein of 211 amino acids. The transcript is spliced from 3 exons. Lineage: Eukaryota; Fungi; Ascomycota; Sordariomycetes; Glomerellales; Glomerellaceae. The record is from RefSeq and is a predicted model, not a curated record. Gene Ontology annotation, molecular function: fatty acyl-CoA hydrolase activity.
AUGUCUCGCAAAAUCAAGACCUUUACGUCUCGCCUCGAGGCGUCGUCCUACCACGCACCGGGCGGCGGCGCAGCCUAUCAGCCCCUUCGGGAGAACCUGAUCAAGAAGGUUUUGGAACAAGGCUACGAUGAGGAAACAAUGAUUGAGCACGGCGUGGUGUGGGCCGACGACCAAGAUCCUUUCGGGCACAUCAUGAACGCAGGCUUCUCCCACUUCGCGUCUUCAUGCAACUUCCGCGUGUUCGAGAGCUUUGAGGCGCAGCUCGGUGACAAGAUCAACGACUUCAUCAAUGCAAAGGGCAUCGGGGUCAUGGUCAAGCAGUUCACUGUCGACAUCAAGAGACCUGUUUCUUACCCCGACUCGAUCAUCUGUGCCAUUCGUUUGGGCGAAGUAAGACCCGACCGCUACUUCAUCACCACGACCAUGUGGUCUCUUAGGCAGCAAGCUCCAGUAGCUGAGUCGGAAGGAUGGAUCGUGUUCUUCGACUACGGCAAGGGCAAGGUUGCGAACCUGGUGGAAGCGGGGGGUGUUCAUAAGGAUCUUUACGAAGCUCUCAGUAUCAAGUGCGCGAAGAUGAACGAGACCGCCGCGGCUUGGAAAAAGGCCCAGCCUCAAAAGAAGCAGCACAAGUUGUGA